CAGUCAUCAAGGUCUUACGAUUCAAGCCAAUUGAAUCAUCAUCAGAACAAACACGAACCAAGUAGAUCCACCAAACCGACCAACCAGAGAACCGAAGUACCAAUAUUCAAAAAUGACGACAAACCACCGAGCUUACCUCCGAAAAUAAAACCAAAAACACCCUCUCCCAAAUUAUCUCAGAAACAUUAUAUUAGCAACGGACCAACCCCAGGAAAUUUCAAGUCACGAGGUUCAGAUAUUUCAAACUUAAGACAAAAUGGCCAUACAAAUAACGGCAUUACGAGCGAAGCUGUUACUGUCGAGAUGAAUUUCUUAAUGCCACCCGAAAGAUAAAAUUACGAAGAAAGCGCGAGAAUAUAUGUUGAACUGCAAACUCCGGGUCGUUCUAAACACGAUCGCCUUAUCAAACAUUAACAACGAGAAUCUUUGUAAAAAAAAUGAUUUUUCAAUCAAAACGAAUAAAAUGACAGCUGGAGAAAAAGCAUCACAGAAAGACAUGAGCUCAAACGACGCUCAUUGAAACCCAUUCAUACAAAAACGUCGCCUCUGCUGGAGAUAAUGAUUCAAAAUACUGCCAGCUUGACUUAGCCAGAACUAGACUUCUUCCGGAAUACUAAAACCUUUUGCCGUUCAAAAGCGCAAUGGCAAUGAAAGAAAAUGAAUCUCCGAUCAAAAAUGAAUCUAAACUUCACUCUUUAAAUUGCUUAUCAGAAUCACAAAUCGAGGAGACAUUACAGAACCAUCAGCACCAAAAGAAGACGAACGUUUCUUUGACAGAAAAUAACAUUGCAAACGAAACUACACUAACCCAAUUAACAAACCAGCUACUAUUUGUAACAUCGCAAAGGGUGGAAGAAGAAGCUGCCUUAAAAAUUGAAAAAGAGAGACACUUAAAGUUGGACUUACUCCGCGAAGAGAUGCGACAGCAGCAGCUAAAAAAUCAAUUGAAUCACGCUCGAUUAGCAAUGGAGAGAGAAAACUUCCAAAUCAGAGAAAACGAAGUCUCCAAAGAUCUCAAACAAUUUAAGUAUGAAAGGGAGAAAAUAAGGCGGGACCAAAAUAGUGAAACUUUGAGCUCAGAAGAGGAGCUUGGCCAGAUGACUGAAGAAAAAAACGCAGUUGAAAUAGAAGAAAACUAUCCAGACAAUGGAAGAAAACACGAGGACUGCAGAAACUCUGAGAACGCUGCUCCAGAAUUCGAAUCACAAAAGACAUCUGAUACAAACCCCACUUCAACCCCACCCCUACCCACAGAUUAGCAUAAUCACAUAAUUCACUACACAAGAAAUGGAUAGCAUGAAAAUGCUAUUGUUUGUACAGGAUUUUUGCAGAUGCUUCAUUAUUGAAUUGUAAAUUUUGCAUAUUUAGACAUUAUC
Molecule: messenger RNA, 1376 nt
Organism: Symsagittifera roscoffensis
Lineage: Eukaryota; Metazoa; Xenacoelomorpha; Acoela; Convolutidae
Exons: 4
Coding region: 642-1259 (205 amino acids)
Source: RefSeq, a predicted model, not a curated record